GAGCUGGUGCUCAGGAUCUCCCAGAGAGCCACGAAGCAGCUGCUGAGAACUCUUGAUCCAUUUCUUUACACCCUCCUUGGACCAGGAAGCAUCUGCGGCUGCUGCGACAUGUGCAUGAUGUCUUUCAAGAAGGAAACGCCUCUUGCCAAUGCUACUUUCUGGGCUGCUCGUAGAGGAAACCUGGCGUUACUCCAGCUGUUGUUGAACAGUGGCCGUGUCGAUGUGGACUGCAGAGACAGUACUGGGGCAACAGCUUUGAUGGUGGCAUCGUAUGCAGGACAUAUGCAGUGUGUACGAGAGCUAGUACUACAAGGGGCAGAUAUUAAUCUCCAGAAAGAUUCUGGCGCUACUGCUUUGUUCUUUGCUGCACAGCAAGGUCACAAUGAGAUUGUGAAAUUCCUUUUUGAAUUUGGCGCAUCUACAGAAUUUACUACCAGGGAUGGAGGAACAGCAUUAUUAGCAGCCUGUCAGCAUGGACAUUGUGGAGUUGCUGAAACCCUGUUAAAAAAUGGAGCCAAUAUCCAUGAUCAACUUUGUGAUGGGGCAACCCCUCUCUUUCUUGCGGCCCAGGGAGGCUUCGUGGAUGUAGCUCGAUUAUUGCUGACUUUUGGAGCAAAGUCAAAUCAACCACGACAGGAUGGAACAACGGCUCUCUGGAUAGCGGCACAGCUGGGAUACAAUGAGGUGGUGAGAGUCCUUCUGCUGAGAGGAGCUGAUCGUGAUGCUGUGCGGACAGAUGGGACCACUGCACUGUUCAAAGCUGCAUCAAAAGGCUUCAGUGAUGUAAUAGAAGAGCUGCUAAAGUUUUCUCCCACACUUGGUGUUUUAAAGAAUGGAUCCUCAGCCCUCCAUGCUGCAGUUCUUGGUGGGAACCUUAAAUCCGUUUCUCUCCUUUUAGAAGCUGGAGCCAACCCUACAAUUAGAAAUAAAGCAAAUGAACGACCGGCAGAUCUUACCAAAAAUGAACGAAUGUUACGUCUCCUAAAGACAGCAGAAGCAAUUAAAAGUUCCCUGUCUUAAGAUGUAUUAUUUAUUCCAUUUGGUUUAAUAUAGCAUAUUUUGCCCUGUUUUACUGCUGCAAGCCUGAUACUCAGCUGGCUCUUCACAUUGUGCUAAUGUAUAUUAUUUAGGAAAAUAUUGCAAUUCUAGAUAGAAAAAUGGGAAUUUCAUAUGACCCAUAAUGCCUUUACCAGCUAAGUCCUAAGACAGUUUUAAUGUAAAUACUGAGCCAUACAUACUCAAGGGUCAAUAUAUGUGCCAGCAUAUUAGGUAGUUCCAGAUGGAAAAGAUAUCAGGGGAAAAAUCAUGUAGGACAUGUUCAGAUCACAACAGUUAGUUACAAAGUGAACAACAUACUGUACAAUUACAGCAAUACUUUAAAAAUGUUAAUAUGAAAAGUUUUUGGCAGUGGGCAACUAGAGACUCUUCAAUUUAAGAAAAUUGUAAGCAGCGCCGAGACAGGGUACACCAGGCAAAUGCCCCCCCCCCCCCCCCCGAAUCAAUUUAAACUGACCCAACUUUCUAAAACACAUUUUAAAAGAAGCAGGUACGGGUAUACCGAAUGUAAAUCCAGUGACUUAGGCUCCUUUCACAUUAGCGUUUUUGCGGAUCCGUCAUGGGUCUGCAAAAAUGCUUCUGUUACAAUAAUACAACUGCAAUGAUCCGUCAUGAACGGAUCCGGUUGUAUUAUGUC
Molecule: messenger RNA, 1693 nt
Organism: Bufo bufo (common toad)
Lineage: Eukaryota; Metazoa; Chordata; Amphibia; Anura; Bufonidae
Gene: ANKRD29
Product: ankyrin repeat domain 29
Exons: 10
Coding region: 109-1020 (303 amino acids)
Biological process (GO): neuronal action potential; positive regulation of transcription by RNA polymerase II; negative regulation of delayed rectifier potassium channel activity
Cellular component (GO): nucleus; axon initial segment; membrane
Molecular function (GO): transcription cis-regulatory region binding; transmembrane transporter binding
Source: RefSeq, a predicted model, not a curated record